Molecule: messenger RNA, 6232 nt
Organism: Cylas formicarius (sweet potato weevil)
Lineage: Eukaryota; Metazoa; Arthropoda; Insecta; Coleoptera; Brentidae
Gene: Klp3A
Product: chromosome-associated kinesin KIF4A
Exons: 17
Coding region: 638-3982 (1114 amino acids)
Biological process (GO): mitotic spindle organization; microtubule-based movement
Molecular function (GO): microtubule binding; ATP binding; microtubule motor activity
Source: RefSeq, a predicted model, not a curated record
UUCUGGGACACCAGAUAUAGCUUAAAUUGUGAUUUUCGUCGAUAUUAUUUGUAAACGACAAGCAAAGGUUCCACUACCUAUAAAAACAAAAUUCCACCAAAAUAAACAAAGUCCAUUUUGUUCGAAAAAAAAUGGAAUUGUGCCUACUGUCAAAAACUCGCUAGUUAUAAAUACAUACACUUUUAAUAGCAAAAAAUAAAUGCAGAAAUACAUGUGAAAAUUCCAUCGUGUCUACCGGGUUUUAGUUUGCAUUUUGACUGCCAAAUCUUGCUAAAUUUAAAAUCAGAAACGUCAAUGCAUUUAUAGUUGAUUCCCAAGGAAUUAAUUGAUAGAAUAUAACAGACGCCUGAUUAACUCUUUUUUGAUCGAAAUUGACACGUUCGGCAAUGGGCGAAUGAUCUUAUUUAAUUGGUUUGUUACAUAUUUACUGGCCAGAAAAGAAGAAGAAAUCCUGAUAUUGCUUUGAACAGAGAAAACGACUCUUUUUGAACGUGUAUUUAACGGUUGUGAUUAUCAUUUGUGAUUGAGGCUGCAGAAGUAAGAUUUAAAAGUAAUUUUAAUUGGUUAAUAGGAACAAUAUACCCGUGUUAAAUAUUUUUUUAUUUCCAUUAUAACAAGAUAGAAACGCUGUGACACUAUGAACGGUAAUGACACGUGUUCCGUGAAAGUUGCUGUGCGUGUACGGCCAUUAGUCCCGUUCGAGAUAUCCAGGGGGUGUAAAGAAGUCCUGGAAAUAGUUCCGGAAAAUGAACAAAUUUUAGUACGCCCAAUCGACAAGCCUUUUACGUUUAAUUAUGUCUUGGGCGUUAAUUCCACCCAAGUUGAUUUGUACGAGAGAUGCGUGGAGCCGCUUUUACAAAACUUAUUUGAAGGAUUUAAUGUUACCAUUCUUGCAUAUGGUCAAACUGGAUCUGGAAAAACCCAUUCUAUGGGAACUGCCUAUCAAGGAGAGGCUCAUAUGGGGGUUAUACCUAGGGCUGUGAUACAUAUAUUUGAUUAUAUCAAGGACAAUUUCUCCAUAGAUUUUACUGUUAGUGUGUCUUUUAUUGAGCUUUACAACGAAGGAAUUUUCGAUCUCUUAUCUGAUAAGCCUCGAGACCAAUGUGGAUUAGAAAUUCGCGAAGACGUCAAAGGGAACAUACUUAUACCGAAUUUAACUGAGACAAUUGUAGAAUCUGCCACCCAAGUUUUAGAUAUACUGACGAAGGGUUCCAAUGGACGAGCAACAGCUGCUACAAGCAUGAACUUGCAUAGUUCCAGAAGUCACGCUAUAUUUACCAUUAACAUUGCUAUGCAGCACAAAUUUGAAAGAAAUCAAAAUAAGAACGCAAAAUUACACCUAGUUGACCUAGCUGGAUCCGAGCGACCCAAGAAAACUGGAGCAGUUGGCACUACAUUUAAAGAGGGCGUAAAUAUAAACAAAGGACUUUUUGUGCUGGGAAAUGUUAUCAGCUGUUUAGGAAAUGAUAAAUCGCAACAAAGUUUUGUGCCAUACAGAGACAGUAAUUUAACACGGCUAUUGAAAGACUCCCUUGGAGGUAAUAGUAUGACCCUGAUGAUAGCAUGUGUUAGCCCUGCUGACUAUAAUUUGGAAGAAACUCUUUCGACCUUGAGAUAUGCUGACAGAGCGCGAAAAAUUAAGAACAAACCAGUGAUAAACCAAGACCCCAAAUCUGCAGAAAUUAAUGAAUUAAAGCGGCAGAUCAAACAUUUGCAGUUGCAGAUUGUAGGGCAAGGUGUCCCAGUAGUAACAGAGAUUGAGAGUAAUAAACUCUGUGAAUACAAUAUGUUAAAACUAAAAAUUGGAGAUCUACAUUCCCGCUUGACAGAAUUAGUGAUGGACAAAACAUAUCUGCAUGAAAAAAUAUUAAUUUUGCAAACAGCCAAUGAAGAUGUCACUGAAAAAAUCCAACAAGUUCGCGAAGAAUAUGACUUGGUACUAGAGAAUUUAGGUACAAACAUAGAGAGUAAUGCUGAUGUCAAGGAAAAUGUACUCAAAUUUAGAGAGAUUCGAGAAAAACUAAGUCUUCUGCAGUUAGAACUAGUUAAGACUGAAACUGAAAUGAGAAAGCAUGAAGACUCAUUGAAUAGCAUCUUCAAAACCACGGGGAAGUUAAUGGCUGAAGUGCCAGUAGAAAUUCACGAAAAAGAAGAAACACAUACGGUUCAUCAAAUGCAUCUACAUUCUGAACUGCAGGAUAUUUCUAAACAAUUGGCAAUGAAGGAACAACUGGCCAAACAAUUACAGGCAAACACGAGGUACAUGGUUGACCAUAUGGCAAUGGCUGAAAUAGAAAAAAAAAUCACUACUUUGGAGAAAGAGAAAGAAGAUUUGAUUCAACAGUUGCGCAAUGUUAAAACAUUGGAAGCGUCCGGAAAAAUUGCAGAGCAACGAAGGAAAAGAGUGCAAGAACUUGAACAACAGAUUAAAGACCUCACAAAAAAGGUUCAAGGGCAGUCUCGACUGAUUAAACUCAAAGAGAGAGAUGAACAGCGAAUAACACAGCUUCACCAAGAAAUCACGCAAAUGAAACAAGUCAAAGUAAAAUUGGUCAAAAAUAUGCGAGAGGAGUCCAACAAAUUUCAACAGUGGAAAUUACAAAAGGAAAGAGAAUUAACACGUGUAAAGCAAGAAGAUCAGAAAAAGCAAACUGAAAUAGCAAAAAUUAAGUUAAUGCAUGCUAAUCAGCAGAAUGUGUUGAAACGGAAGUUUGAAGAAGCGGCGGCAUUAAAUAAAAGACUUCAGCAGACUCUGAUUUUGAGGAAACAAGUACAAGAUUCCAAAUUUAAUGGAAAAUUCGAUAAAAUUGGUCCUUUGCUUAAACAAGAAAUAGAGAUCAUGAUGAACCUAAUAGAGUUAGAGACAACAUUAGGUGGAUUGCUAGAUGAUAGAGCAAUUUUACAACAGCAAUUAAAUGAACUGAUGAAGAAUCCGGAAACUGCGGAGUCGAACGAAACAAAAACGAUUAAAGAUGAUAUUGAAUUAAGAUCUGUGCAAAUUCAAGAUUUACAACUGAAGUUGGUGGAUUUUGAUGAAGAGAAACCAAAAAUUAGGUUUGAUGGAAUCCAAUCCAUGGCAGAGGCAAAAUAUGCGCUCAAAUUUUUGUUUGAGCAAUCCGAACAAUUUUUCAAGAAAUAUGUUCAGUGCAAAAAUAAAUGUAGCGAAUUGAUGGAGAUUAAUAACGUACUUUCAGAGAAAAAUGAAAGAGACGCCCAUACCUUAAAACUGACUGAAGACAAAUAUAGGGAUAUCCUGUCCAACCAGCAACAGGUGUAUGAAGAAAAGGUGGCGAUAUUAUUGAGGCAACUUAGAGGAAUCGAAAAUGGAAGCCAAAAUGGCGAUUCCGGAUUGUCUCGAUGCCAGAUUCAAGAGGAAUUAAUUGAGAAACAAGAAAAACAGAUAGAAGAGCAGCAAAAACUCAUAAAUAAGUUAAAGAAUAAAUUAGAAGAGAAUGAGAAAGCCAAUUUGGAGGAUGUCCCGAUAUCCCAAAAUUCGAGGAAAACAAACAAAUCGACUGUUGUUGAGAGCAUUGAGGAAGAUGAUAAACUUGCAGAACCUAUAGACGCAUCAGAAUCUGAAGAUUCGUUCAGCGACGAUCUUAUUAAUGAUCCUGAUUGGCGAAAAACGCCAUUAGGGAAGCGAGUAAUAGCGGAAAAGAAGCAAAUUAUCAGACAAAGUCAGAUUUCGGUACAAGAUUUAAGCAGGGGACGGAAACGUUUGUCGGACGAUGGAUGCACUUGCAAAACAAAAUGUAACAGUGUCAGAUGCGGCUGUAGAAAACCGAAUAAAAAAUGCAUGAGCACUUGCAAAUGCGAUGCAUCCGUAUGCGAAAAUAGGACGUCUUCGUCCACUAAUGCUGAAGUGGAUCAAGCUGCUUCCGAGUUGAUCCAUGAUUUUAAGAGGCCUAGGGUGGAUGAAGAAAUGGAAAGUCAGAUUGCUAGGCGGCGUCAAGUGCCCAAAAAACUAUUUAUCCCACAAUGAUUUUAACUAUGUGAGAGUGGACGAAGAAAUGAAAAGCCAAAUUGGUUUGCGACGUUAAGUGCCCAAAAAAAACUAUUCGUCUGAGAAUAUUGUUUUAAAUAUGUCACUGUUAGUACUUUUCGGUAGUUUUAAUACUUUGAACUGUGAUUAUGAUGCCCCAUUUUCGAUAGUUUUUUCCUUACGUGGUGGAUAUUUAUAUACAAAAAACUAUACAUCCUACAAUUAUCUUGAAUCUGUGAUUGUUAGUAUCUUAAUUUUAAGUGUGAUUAUGAAUAAUCUCUGUGAGAAAAACUAUUCAUCAUACAAAUAUCUUACAUAUGCGACUGUUAGUAUGUUCAUUUCAUUUUCGUUAUUUUUACAUUGUAUCGUGGAUAUUUAUAAUCUGUAUUACAAAAAAGAAUAUUUAUUAAAUUUUGAUUUUUGAUUAUAUUUUGUAUAAUUUUAUUUACAGUUUAGCCAAUUUACAAAACUUUUACAUUCAUUAAAGGCACAGAAACCAGAACAAAAUAUAACAAUUGCAAUAAAUAGAAUUAACUGGAUGCAUUCAAACGGAACACAUCACAAAUUCGCGGAGGCUGCCGACAAAAAGAUCAAGCUUUACACAUUUGCACGCUUUCAGCAUUCUAGUAAGGAGUGAAUAAACUCCAUGCGCGAUGGUAAGGUAUGCGGAACAUUGAGUUAUCUGUAAUAUGCGUUAAAUUGUAUGCUAUGUAAAAGACCUGGAUGAUAAUACCAACCAUUCAAAAUCUUAGAGAAAAACUAUAUCACUCCAAAAUCUUCUGGUUUGAAGAGUAUCAAUAUUGAAGGCCUUGGUUAUAAUACUGUAGUUGAUAUGCGCCUUUGAAGCCAAAGAUCUUAAAAAUACUUUUUGAACGGCUUCAAUGUUAUCUAUAUGGCAGUCAUCAUAUGGAGACUGUACCACAAAUGCAUACUCCGGUCUAGAGCGAACCAAAGAGAUAUAAAGGAGUAUAAAGCAAUAUGGAGUAAGUUGACCACCCUUGCGUAAAACAAACCUAAGGACUCACAUAGACCUGUUAGUUCAGAAUCAAAGAAAACACCAAAGUCUUUAAUGCUAGUGACAGCCUUGAUCUCGACUCUCAAUGCUAUAUUGGUUGUGAACCAUACUCGAUGAACGACUAAAGCUAAUACAACGUUUUUUUACAUUAAACACAAGGCUAGUAAACUUAGACCACAUGCAAACACUGUCCUUGUCCCUCUGAAGCAGCAGAGCAUCCUUGCUCCAUUCAAUCCUCCUGAAUAUCUUCAAAUCAUCCGCAAACAAAAGACACUGCGAUUCCCAAACUGCACUAACAAUAUCAUUUAUAAACAAAUUAAAAAAGAUGGGUUCAGUGUGACAAUAAAUAUAAUAUAUACCCGAGACAUAAUUAUCAAUUCGAAUCAACUGAGUAUGACCCCACAGGGAACACUAAAUCCACUGCACCAGCCCAGGCCCAUAGCUCUAACUUAGAAACAAGAUGCUCAUAACUCACCCGGCCACUUGACCAAGCCUAUCAAAGACGUUCAAUACAAAUUGUUUUUAGGCGAGUAAAUUUGUUACUACCCUGUAUAAAUCCAUGCAGUUGAUCAGCCAGAAUUCUCCUGCAAUGCCAAGUUUCUCACAAAAUAACUUAUCGUCCAGUUUAGGAACCACCGACUGUAUGCAACUGUCUCUAUAAUUAGCGACAUAGCUCUUAUCACCACUCAUGAAUCUGUAACAAAUAGUCAACCUUCCAAAAGUCAGGAAUACCUGUAAAGUACACACGCAAUUCUUAAUCAAGACUGAUAGAAUCCCAUGGAGUUAAAGUCUAAACUGUAGUCAAAAUUAUAAUUAGGAAUCACGCAAUCUAACGUUCCAGUGCACCCAGUAUUUAAAUAUUCAAACGGCCUAAAAGUUUCUCAAAGGAUGCCCGAAGUCCCACUGGAUUUGAUAAUGUUUUUGUAUAUGUAUAGUAUUUUUAUAGCUGAGCUUAAGCGACUGAGAACAGGUGCACAUUCUAUUUUUUGUUUUCCAAUCUGCUUUUAUAGGCUAUUUUGAUUUUACAUACAGCCACAAAAAGUAGAAAAUUAAAUUUAUUGGAAGCAUAUGAGACAUCCAAAUGUAUUGCUUAACGAUCGAUUAGAUUUAAAUACCUCUCCUUUAUUGAACUUAAAUUCUCACAACAACUUUAAUUAUGGUUUUAUUGUCAUUUUUCGGUAUAUAUCGUAGCAGGUAGUUUGUAAAUAUUACAAUUGAUAAAGACACGGUGUUGU